Colletes gigas is the source of this 4079-nucleotide messenger RNA. It is a transcript of the gene Tgs1, whose product is annotated as trimethylguanosine synthase. Gene Ontology annotation, molecular function: RNA cap trimethylguanosine synthase activity. Lineage: Eukaryota; Metazoa; Arthropoda; Insecta; Hymenoptera; Colletidae. Gene Ontology annotation, cellular component: nucleus. The coding region runs from base 99 to 3539 and encodes 1146 amino acids. The transcript is spliced from 6 exons. The record is from RefSeq and is a predicted model, not a curated record. Gene Ontology annotation, biological process: 7-methylguanosine cap hypermethylation; 7-methylguanosine RNA capping.
UUGUUUUUACAUGGGGGAGUUAUAAAAAUCUGAGCGCAAGACAUGUGGGUGUUGUGACGAUUCACGAGCAAGUAGCCAAUUAAAGAUUUUCUUUCGGCAUGAGCGACCACUUUUGGGAACCCUUAGCCGACGUGUACAUCGGGGAACAGUUAGAGUUCUCUGACCCUGAUACUCACAUUUAUUGCCUUUGCAGUAGAGUAUUUAUUCGAAUCCCAGAAGUAUACACUGUCCUUGCUUUAGAGGAUGCAAGUGAAGGUGAAGAUGUUGAGGGCGAUUGUGUCGGAGAAAUGUUAGAUCUUCAUAAAAGGUCUACCAUAGAAGCACAAUCCAAUGAAAAGCAUGAUGAAGAACCAGUGAGCUGUUACUGCAGCGCAUCACACACAGACAACAAUUAUUCCACAGAUGAACAUGACUCUGUUCGUGACUCUGCACAUCGACCUGCUGCGCAUUCCCUCACCCAAAAAUUGGGUCUGCACCAAUCCGAUUCGGGUGCAGACCUAUCAGAAUAUCAUGAUCAACAUGAGGCUAAAAGUAUACAGAACCUUUUAGCAUCGUAUGGAAAGACUUUCCAAACUACAGAGACUGAACUGGAAGAUGAAUUUGAGAAAGUGAAUGUACUUCCACAGAAUCAAGAAAAUAAGCGCUCAGAUUUUGGAUUCGAAACAACAAACAUUCACUCAUCGGAUCAUCUUGCAGAAAAUAUCAAAGUUUUAAGUAUUAAUCCAUCCAAUUGUAAUGAAAAGAAAUUUCAUGUAGAAAGCCCAUCAUUCAUUUUGGGAGACAAAGAUCCCGAGGUACAAAGCACCUUACAAAAUGAUUCGGCUAAUAGUGCACAGACUUAUCACAAAGAUGUCACAUAUACAUAUGGUCAUAAUUCUCAAGUUACCCCUUACAUUAUGUAUUCUGAAAUUAAAAGUGUGAUGGACGUUGCAUGGGAGAAGUAUUGGUCUUUAAACGGUGAACAAUUAAUUUGGACAUCUUGGAUUGCAAAAUAUGCAGAUUACAUAAACCCAGAAUAUUUUCAACAAAAUGCUCCUUUGAUAGGAGAGGAAAAGUUGGAAGUAAAAGGAACUAUAGAGAAAUUCUCAGAACAAAAUACAUGUUUCCCUAGUCAAGCGCACAGAAAUUGUGAACUUGGACGCUCAAAUUUUGAAGGAAUAUUUAGUAAAAGUAAUAAUACAAACGAUAACGAAAUAAAAACGAAAGACGCGUAUAGCGUUAACUUUCCAUUCGAUGAUAUGAACAAGCAAGAAAUUAAUGAUAAAGAUGCAGAGGAAAAUAGAAGGAGGAUGACGAACUUCGAAGGUUCGCCCGAAACUGGGGAUGGAUGGAAUCCAUUAAGCCCUUUUAGCAUGGAAGAAAGUUAUAAUCAACAGUCCAAUGCAGAAGAUGAAAGACUUUUAACAAGAUGCGAUUCUAUUAAUGAAUCGAUAGCCAAAACAAACGCAACAUCAGACUCCAUGACAAAUGUUACAAAAAUGACACUUACUAGUUCUAGUUGUGACUCUAUUUCUAUGCAUUCAUCUAGUCUCAUCAGUUCUGUAACUAGUUCCAUUGAAAGCAAUAUAACAAGCACUAGUUCUGAUCAAGAUAAUGAAUAUACAACGGAAGAUAAUGAUAGGUAUUGGCAGCAUUUAUGGAAGGAAAAUUUUCAAUUACAGUACCAAAAGCACUACGAAUUGUUUAUAGAAUGGUAUAAAAAGGAUCGAUUUCAAUUCGGCGCGCCAAAUUAUUCCGACAAAUUUGAUAAUAAAGAUCGUGGCGAAAGUAUGCAUCAAGAUUUUACACAAAGAGAAACAGAUACAUUUAAUGAAAUUAAUAGUUCCGGAAAUAAAAACUUAUCGAACACAAAUUCUUUCACUAAGAGAGAAAAAAGGAACAAACGAUUAAUUAUGGAUUCGGUAGGAAUCCUCGUACAAAAUUUAACAAUGAAAGAAGACGAUGUACCUACCGAAAGUGAAAACGGAAAAUCCAAUAAAAACGAACAUUCGAGCGAGAGUAGAAACAACGAUCAGGCUUCGAUUAUACACGAAAAUAGUGCAAUUAUUUCUAUUAACACCAGUAGCAAUUAUAGUACUCAACGAAAAUAUUUUAACGAGGGAGAUGGAGAUAAGCCCAACGAUGAUAAACCUAUAACGUUGAAACGAAGCCACGAGGCCGAUUGUGAUGAAACAGGAGAGGGUCUAGAAACAGUGAAAAAGGCAUUUUCUUUAAUGGGUUACACUUUCAAUGAAAGCCACAAGCAAUUAACAAUGCAAGGAGAAGUAGUAUACAGGAAAAGAAAUAUUAGAUUACAAAAUAGACAAUUGAAAAUGAAAUACUUCAGACCCAAACCAAUAAACAAACAUAUUUACUUUGAUGAUAAUGGAGUGGAAAUUACUAACACUAUAGAUAAGGUAAAACAUUAUUUGUCAUACUGUCCAGCUGUACCUUCAGCAGAAACAGAUUUACCCUCUGAAAAAGGUUCCUACAAAGCACAAUUUACAUCGAGUUCUGAUGAAGAGUGCGAUCCUAGUCUUAAGACAAAAUUGCAAACGAAACGUCUUUUAUUUAGUAAACCAAGCACAAGUUCGGUAGAAUCAGGUGCGGACAAAAAACAAAUUGAUGACGCGAGUGAUUCAUGGAAUGUAUCAGAUAAACAGGAUAAUGUUUUUAAAAGUAUCGAAGAAGGUAACAAUAUACACUUCGACCAAAGUGAUAGUAACUCCACAAAAUGUGUAUCAGAAAACCAGUUUUCUGUAAAAGAUAAGGAAAAAAUUGAUGCAUCGAUUACUGACAUGGACAUAGAUGAAAAAUAUAAUUAUAACGAGAUACAGAAUAUGAAAUUAUCCGACGAAGAUAGCGUGAAAAAGACGCAAAAGAAAAAACGAAGGAAGCAAUCUAAAAGAAAUAUAAGCUUGCCGGCAGAAAUAGACAUUGACAAGACGUUAAUGAAGUAUUGGUUAAAGAGAUAUCGACUAUUUAGCAAGUUCGAUCAAGGCAUUAAAAUGGAUCAUGAGAGCUGGUUUUCAGUGACGCCAGAAAAAAUUGCCGAACACAUAGCACAAAGAUGCAAAUGCGAUGUCAUAAUCGAUGCAUUCUGCGGUGUAGGAGGAAACGCUAUUCAAUUCGCUUUCACGUGUGAAAGAGUACUAGCGAUAGAUAUCGAUCCGGUUAAAAUUAAAUUUGCUCGAAACAACGCGCGAAUUUAUGGUGUGGAAGACAGAAUAGAGUUCAUUGUUGGGGAUUUUUUUCAACUCGCACCAAACUUAAUAGGAGACGUUGUAUUUCUAAGCCCCCCGUGGGGAGGGCCUGGAUAUAUCAAGGAUGAAAGUUUUGAUCUCAGUAAGAUUAUGCAACCCAUUGGCGGAAUAAAUAUAUUUAAAAUAGCAAGGGGAAUCACAAAUCAUGUGGCCUACUUUCUACCUAAAAAUACAGAUACUAUGCAGCUUGCCAUGUUAGCCGGUGUAGGUUGUGGUCUAGAAGUGGAGCAGAACUUUCUUGACAGAAGGUUAAUAGCUUUAACGGCUUACUAUGGUGAACUGCCCAAGGACUGUUAGUUGUGAUAUGAUGUGUAAUUUAAAGGAAGUUCCACAUCAGCUGCUUGAAAAAAAGGAGCUUCUCACAUUUCUUGAAUCACUAGCUGUAAAUAAUAACUCGUAUCAAUUUGCUUAGGCUACUCCGAGAGAAGCAGUACUUUUUAUUUCACUUAAAACUCCUCCUUACAAAAUGCAUAUAAAAAGACAUCUGUUGUAUACUAUAAUUUACCGAUAUAUUUUUAAAUCAUCCUACUAAAUUGUUUAAGAAUAAUAUGUUCAUAACUCCAUCAGUUACCAUUCUCACAAAUUUUGCACUUAAGCAAAUUGAUAUAGAAAUAUCAAUUUGUGGGGACGUAUUCUUGAAGUUCAACAGUUAAUAUAUGAACACUCUCGAAAAUCGUAAAUUCCAUCUUCCAUAAUAUUAAUUAGUGUUACUUUUACGUGACGACCAAUUCAGUCAAAAAAAAACUACGGCAUUUUUUUUUUAGUCUAUCAUGUAAAAUAUUAUUUUAAUCUUACUAUGAAUCAUACGAGAUACUGUAAUUUACAUUUUACAACGAU